This is a messenger RNA of Sinocyclocheilus grahami, 3046 nucleotides long. It is a transcript of the gene slc33a2, whose product is annotated as major facilitator superfamily domain containing 3. Gene Ontology annotation, molecular function: transmembrane transporter activity. Gene Ontology annotation, biological process: transmembrane transport. The record is from RefSeq and is a predicted model, not a curated record. The transcript has 7 exons. Lineage: Eukaryota; Metazoa; Chordata; Actinopteri; Cypriniformes; Cyprinidae. The coding region runs from base 179 to 1336 and encodes 385 amino acids. Gene Ontology annotation, cellular component: membrane.
GAGGACUGUAUGGUGAUUGGUUGAAAGAGUGCGUUACGUCAAGCGCUCCCGCGGAAGUACCGAGGAUUGGAAAAUAGAGGUUAUGCUGCAUAGAGCACAGCGGGUGAAGGAGACAUUUACCUGUAGAUACAGUAAGAGUACAACCAUGAGCUGAGGCUCCCCAAACCCGCCUUUCUCAAUGAUGAACGACAAACUGGUGUUCCUGGGUCUCCUUUACUUCAUCCAGGGCAUUCCGUAUGGCCUGCAGUCUUCUUUGCUCCCGGUGUACCUGCGCGGUGCCAGCCACUCCCUCACCCGCAUCAGCCUCACCAAAAUCCUCUAUUUCCCCUGGGUGCUCAAGGUAAUCUGGGCCCCUCUGGUGGACCGGACUGGCACCAAGCGCUGCUGGUUAGUGGGCACAGUGGCUGGUCUGGCUCUCACCUGUUUGGUGAGCGCUACAAUCUCACCUGAUGUUCAGUACAUGGGCGUAGUGGGCUCUCUGCUCGCUAUGAACGUGCUGGCAUCAGUGCAGGACAUUGCGGCGGACGGAGUGGCCGUGCGGCUGCUCAGGGGGCAGGGGGAGCUGGGUCUGGGAAACACUGUGCAGGUGGUGGGGUAUAAAGCUGGCUCUGUGUUUGCUGGAGGGGGGCUCCUGGCUGUGAUUGAUGUUGCAGGCUGGGGCUGGAUGUUCGCACUGCUGGCCUGUGUUUACGGUGGUGUUGCUCUGUUCGUGUGGGGUGCUCCGGUGUUGGAUGGAGAGUCGGUGUGGGGACAGGGAGAAGGACGGAGAGGGUCAAAGGAUGUGAUGCAACCCUGGAAGGUGUGGAGGAAGCUCUUGUCUGUGCCAGGAACGCCAUGGAUGAUGUUCUACGUUUUCACAUACAAGCUAGGUGAACAGGGGGCUAUCACCAUGUUUCCUCUCUUCCUGCUGGACCACCACAUGACGGCCAGAGAGCUUGGGUUGUGGAAUGGGGUGGUUGCCAUGGCUUUUUCCAUCUGUGGCUCAUCAGUCGGGGGUUUCUUACUCUCUCAGUACAGUAUUGGCAUGCUAAUGAGACGUGUGUUUAUGAUGCGGACUGUCAGCAUGGUCUUCCAGAGCUCACUUCUCGUAGUGCUAGAGCCCUCGCCCUUGAUGAAAGGUAUGGCAGUGCUGAGUCUGAGUUUGCAGCAUUUCAUAGCGGGUCUCAUCACCACUCUGACGUUCACCACAAUGAUGAACUGCACACAGAGAGCCGAGGAGAGCAUACAGGCCACCCACUACAGUUUUCUGGCCACACUGGAGGUCCUUGGGAAACUGAGUUUUAGUGCCCUGGCUGGAGGUGAGAAAGAGGGAAGUCGAAUCUUAUGUUUCACAUAAGAUACUGGUGACCAAAUAGCCAGUGAAAUGAAUAUGUUGUUUUUAUUUGUAUUUAUUUAUAACUCCACCAGCACUGAUGUGACAAGAGCCACACAAGCACUCUCACUGAAAGCCAGUACCUCUUAACAGCUACAUUGCACCUCUACAGUAAACUAGCUUUAAAGGUACUUGCUUUUCAACAACAAGUCAUCCUGAAUGGCAAGCGGACUGAGCUAUGGCAACACUGUGCACAUGUCAUCUAGUCUGCCUGAAGGACAGCAGUUAAUCAUUUAAACAGCAAAAUGUGGUUAAUCUAUUACGUUUGAUAUAACGGACAAUGACAACUGUAUUCUAUACAAUUUUACUGGUUAUAAAAGAUCUAUAUCAGGGUCUAGUCAAGUUUGGUUUAGGUAAUCACCCUAGUCAUUUACACAUUUCAUUAUAUACAGCAUGCAUUCACAUGCCUUAGAAAUGCCUUUAGUUUUUAAUCUGAUGCCCUCUGACACCUUAGAUACAAUUCCAUCAGCUUAUUGACCAAUCAGCAACACACUGGGAGCAGUAUGAACAUUGAAUUAUGGUACUAUGCUUAGUGGAGUGCAUUUUUGUAUUCUCAAUGCAAUACUUAAAUUAAAGGGGUCAUAUCAUUGAAUAUUCAUAUUGCGUUAAAUAUAAGUUAAAUGUAUGAUGAAAAAGCAAUACCUUUUUACAGUAUUAUACAUCGACUCCUAUUUGGUGUUCAGUGACUUGAUCCAAAAAUAUUGCUUAACUCCAAAAGAAUCAAUGAAAAGAGUGAAAUUAGUUAAAAACAUUGUGCUGUUCCUGGUUGUGGAGCACCUGAAAAUCCUUAUCCUUCCUAGGAUUAUUAGGAAAUGUUAGGGAAAAUUGGCCCAGCAGCAAAUGUGAUAUCAAGAUGGUGUAUGACCGUCUUAAAGGCACAGCAGCAAAAAUCAAGGGCCGAAAAUGGUCAUGACAAACUUAAUUAGGACUGUUUCGAUGAAGUGGACCUCAGGGAAAAAAUGAUUUGAAAAAGUAUAUGACAUGACCCCUUUAAUGAUUUUAAAUACUGUACAUUGCAACAGUUAAACUCAUCAAGCUCAUUUUUUUGAGCCGAUACAUGAUUGUUUGAAAUGUUUAUGUUUUUGUAUGAGUUGUCUGCAUUUCCUAUGCAAUAACACAAAAUUGUUCAUGGUUAUAACAUACAACUUUGCUUCUCGCACAUGAAAAAAACCUUUAAAUCGCCUUAUUAUUAUUUUAAAGAUUUACUGCAAAGCCAAAACAUGUGGAGCUAUUGUUGAGACUAUGUAGGCAUACGUGUGGGAUUCAGUUUUGGAGGGGAUGUCAAUUUCAGUUGCAAAAAAAAAUAAUCAAAUGAAACUGCAGCUAUACAUGUAUAUAGCGCAGUUACAGUACAUGUUUUCCAUUCCUGUUGAAAGCAGAACAAUAUUUAAAUAUAAUACACUAUAGUAUAGUACAAUAGUAUAGUCUAUCUAAUCUUCUUCUUUUUUUGUAUUUGUUUUCUUGGAGAAACGGAAACGGACAGUCUCAAUUAAAUGCUACAUUUUAAAAAUGGUUACAAGCUCAUAACACUUUAUGAAAAAAGUGGAAAAGCUGUGGGCAAUUGAUGGUUAUUUUGUCAUUAAAUCCUCUGAUAAGCAAAGCCCUUACCAAACAAGCCAUAUUUGUCAUUUUAGCUUGGACUAAAGGAGACUCAAAAAUAAAAGGUAUUACUGA